AUGUCCACUGUUACCAAAGUCUUUGCAAGAUCUGUCUAUGAUUCCAGAGGUAACCCAACUGUUGAAGUUGAAUUAACCACUGCUGAAGGUGUCUUUAGAACCAUUGUUCCAUCUGGUGCAUCUACCGGUGUCCACGAGGCUCUAGAACUAAGAGAUGGCGACAAGUCCAAGUGGUUAGGCAAGGGUGUCACCAAGGCUGUCGACAAUGUCAACAAGAUUAUUGCGCCAGCUUUAGUUGAGGCAAAGAUUCCAGUUACUGAACAAUUGAAGAUUGACCAAUUCUUGAUCAACCUUGACGGUACUCCAAACAAGGGUAAGCUGGGUGCAAAUGCCAUUCUUGGUGUCUCCCUGGCUGUUGCUAAGGCUGCUGCAGCUUAUGAGAAGGUUCCAUUAUACCAAUACAUCCAUAAGAUCUCCGGUUCCAAGGAUGCUUAUGUCUUGCCAGUUCCAUUUAUGAAUGUCGUCAAUGGUGGUUCCCACGCGGGCGGUUCCCUUGCCUUCCAAGAAUUCAUGAUUGCUCCAACCGGUGCUGAAUCCUUCUCUGAAGCUUUGAGAAUGGGUUCUGAAGUUUACCACCACUUGAAGUCUCUGACCAAGAAGACCUACGGUCAAUCCGCUGGUAACGUUGGUGACGAAGGUGGUGUUGCUCCAGAUAUCCACACCCCACAAGAAGCUCUUGACCUGAUUAUGUCUGCUAUUAAGGCUGCAGGUUACGAGGGUAAGAUUGACAUUGCAAUGGACUCUGCCUCCUCCGAAUUCUACAAGAAUGGUAAGUACGACUUGGCUUACAAGGAUCCAAACUCCGACGGUUCCAAGGCCAUCACUGGUUCCCAAUUAGGUGACUUGUACGCUGAAUUGUGUAAAAACUACCCAAUUGUCUCCUUGGAAGAUCCAUUUGCAGAAGAUGACUGGGAAACCUGGACUAACAACUUUGAAAAGCUCCCUGUUCAAAUUGUUGCAGAUGACUUAACCGUCACCAACCCACAAAGAAUCAAGACUGCUAUUGAAAAGAAGGCUGCUUCUGCUUUGUUAUUGAAGGUCAACCAAAUUGGUACCUUGUCUGAAUCCAUCCAAGCUGCUAACGACUCCUUUGCAGCAGGUUGGGGUGUCAUGGUUUCCCACAGAUCUGGUGAAACCGAAGAUACCUUCAUUGCAGAUUUGACUGUUGGUUUGAGAACCGGUGAAUUGAAGUCUGGUGCUCCAGCUAGAUCCGAAAGAAUGGCUAAGUACAACCAAUUAUUAAGAAUUGAAGAAGAAUUAGGUGACAAGGCUGUCUACGCUGGUAAGAAGUUCAGAACUGCCCACGAAUUAUAA
Pichia kudriavzevii is the source of this 1314-nucleotide messenger RNA. RefSeq lists its product as uncharacterized. The record is from RefSeq and is a predicted model, not a curated record. Gene Ontology annotation, cellular component: phosphopyruvate hydratase complex. Lineage: Eukaryota; Fungi; Ascomycota; Pichiomycetes; Pichiales; Pichiaceae. The transcript has a single exon. Bases 1 to 1314 code for a protein of 437 amino acids. Gene Ontology annotation, biological process: glycolytic process. Gene Ontology annotation, molecular function: magnesium ion binding; phosphopyruvate hydratase activity.